This is a messenger RNA of Rotaria sp. Silwood2, 1647 nucleotides long. The record is from the annotation of a GenBank genome assembly. NCBI's taxonomy places the organism in Eukaryota, Metazoa, Rotifera, Eurotatoria, Philodinida, Philodinidae.
AUGGAGGAAGUAGCACCAUCCAGAGUACGCUUAUUAUUAUGUGUACUAUGUGCUUAUAUAAUGAUGACUUUAACAGCAGUGGUAGGUAUUACUGGUCACUUUUUCUACUGGCUUAUAUUUGAUCUAUGUGGCUUUGGUAAUCGACAAACAAAUCGAAAACUUCAUGUAACAACAAAUCAAAAAGAAGAUGAAUAUUAUGCUCUUAUUAUUGGUAGUGGAUUUUCAGGUUUAGGUAUGGCUAUUAAAUUAAAAGAAUUAGGUACUGAAAAUUUUAUUGUUAUUGAACGUCAUGGACAUGUUGGUGGUACAUGGUAUGCUAAUAAAUAUCCAGGAUGUGCAUGUGAUGUUCCAUCUAAUCUUUAUUCAUUUUCAUUUGAACCUAAUCCAAAUUGGUCUUAUUUUUUUGGUCGACAAUCUGAAAUAGGUGAUUAUCUUGAACAUUGUACCGAUAAAUAUGAUAUUCGUCAACAUAUUAAAUUUCAUACAACAGUUACAAAACUAAAAUGGAUUGAUGAUAAACAAGUAUGGCAAAUAACAAUAGAAUCAAAUCAUCAAGAAAAACAAGUUUAUGCUCGAUUUGUAAUAGCUGGUUAUGGACCAUUAUCAAAUGCAUCUUAUCCAACUGAUAUUCCUGGUAUUGAUAAAUUUCAAGGUCAAAUGUGUCAUACAGCUGAAUGGGAUAAAACAAUAGAUUUUAUAAAUAAACGUGUAGCAGUUAUUGGAACUGGUGCUAGUGCUAUUCAAACAGUACCAGAAGUACAAAAAGCUGGUGUUACACAAUUACUUGUUUUUCAACGUACACCACCAUGGAUUAUUCCACGAGCUGAUCGAAUUGUUACUAAAAUUGAAAAACAACUUUUUGCACGAUUUCCGAUUAUUCAAAAAUUUAUUCGUUCUUUAGUUUAUUGGGUACGUGAAUCAACUGUACUCUCAUUUACUUAUCGUCUACCUGUUCGAUUUAUUAAUGAAGAACUCGUUAAAUUUAAUCUACGACGACAAGUGAAAGAUAAAGAUUUAAGAAAAAAAUUAACCCCAGCAUAUGAUUUAGGUUGUAAACGUGUUCUAUUAUCGAAUGAUUGGUAUUCAUCAAUACAACAACCGAAUGUAAAAGUAGUUACAGAUCGUAUUCAAGAAAUUAAAUCAAAUUCAAUAGUAACUCGUGAUGGUGAUGAAUAUCCAGUCGAUAUUAUUAUUUGGUCAACUGGAUUUCAAGUACAAAAAUUCCCAUUAGCUAUCUAUGGAAUUAAUGGUCGAGCAUUAGAUGAACAAUGGUCAGAAACUAUGCAAGCAUACCGUGGUGUAACUGUACCAAAUUUUCCGAAUCUAUUCUUUCUUCUUGGUCCAAAUACUGGUCUUGGCCAUAAUUCAAUUAUUGUAAUGAUCGAAGCACAAAUAAAUUAUACCGCGGAAGCUCUUUUAUAUAUGGACGAGAAAAAUGUUCGAGUACUUGAUGUUAAACAAAGUGCACAUGAUAAUUUUAAUCAUAAAUUACAAACAAAAUUAAAGAAAACAGUAUGGCAAAGUGGUGGUUGUCAUUCAUGGUAUCAAGAUGCGAAAGGCAACAAUACAACUAUUUGGCCUGAUUUUACAUGGGUUUAUAUAUUACUUAUGAAAAGUUUUGAUUCGAAAAACUAUAUUUUUAAUUAA